AUGAUCAUCCUUUUCAACUGGCGCAUCCCUUUCGCGAGUCGUUAUGAAUUUCCACAACCCGAGGAGGACGAGGUGAAGAGUGUCGCCGCCGGACCGGCACGCGCUCAGCAACAGGUGAUCGUUCUCUUGGGCGGCGAGGCUCACGAUUCGUUUGUGACUCUCGAGGACUCGGGGUUGAAGGCGCAGAAUCGCGUGGGCCCUCCUGCCGCCUGUGAUCUGAAACAGGAAACCUGCGCUGUGGUGAACUGGUUUGGCUGCGCCGCCGAGUGCUCUGCCGCUCAGAUCUGUGGCUCUCAGGGGGGUCAACUAUGA
Aspergillus chevalieri is the source of this 312-nucleotide messenger RNA. RefSeq lists its product as uncharacterized. The transcript is spliced from 2 exons. NCBI's taxonomy places the organism in Eukaryota, Fungi, Ascomycota, Eurotiomycetes, Eurotiales, Aspergillaceae. The coding region runs from base 1 to 312 and encodes 103 amino acids. The record is from RefSeq and is a predicted model, not a curated record.